AUGAGAACCAUUUGUUGGAUGCUGGUCUUGAGUUUGGGAUUUAUUUUGGGUUUAAGUUUGGUUCAUUGCUUUUUGGUAUUUCCACGUCAAGGAUCCUUUGGUUAUCUGGCAGCUGUGGCUAUCCCUUUGGACUUAUCGCCUAAAAAUGUGUACAUGGCUUUUAAUUUUGAGUCCAACUAUGCACUGCCCUCCAAUGAUUCAUGGAACCAAUGGGUUGAUAGGUGGAAUCUGGAUGGUCCCUUCCAGGGAGUUCCCGGAAACGUAACCCCCAUCAAUGCACGCCAGGAUGACGGAAGCUCGCAGGAGGAGAAGGAAGUGCAACGUCGCUCAGUGGGCGCCCCACCUCCCAUUCGGCGCCUGGACUUCUACCGGAGCAUCAUCAACUUCAUGACCCAUUACGGAUUCAACGGCACCGCCUGCCUCCUGCGUAUCAUUUGUGAGGUCAGCGAGACACCCUUCGAUCCGCACAACGGCCUGGUGGGCACUCUAUUUCACAUUCUGUUCGUACCCACGACGAGUGCCCCCGAAAGGGAACUGCAGCACGUGGACGAGUUGUAUGAAGCCUCCGAUGCGGGCACGCGUGGCCUGGGCUGCUCCAAUUACGUGGCCCACUGCGAGGACAAUGCUUUGGAUCUGAUAACCAUGGCGCUUUGA
This is a messenger RNA of Drosophila bipectinata, 654 nucleotides long. RefSeq lists its product as uncharacterized. NCBI's taxonomy places the organism in Eukaryota, Metazoa, Arthropoda, Insecta, Diptera, Drosophilidae. The record is from RefSeq and is a predicted model, not a curated record.